Serinus canaria (Common canary) is the source of this 1539-nucleotide messenger RNA. It is a transcript of the gene KAT7, whose product is annotated as lysine acetyltransferase 7. The transcript is spliced from 5 exons. Lineage: Eukaryota; Metazoa; Chordata; Aves; Passeriformes; Fringillidae. The coding region runs from base 778 to 1539 and encodes 253 amino acids. The record is from RefSeq and is a predicted model, not a curated record.
GCGAUGGGACCAGUGGUGUGCGGGGCGGCACAGGCAGUACUUUGGGCACCCCAGGCUUUGGGGCCUUCGUGAUGCGCGGCGCGCGCAGGCGCGCCGCCCGAUGUGGAGAGCGGCGAUUGGCUGUGCUGAGGGGGCGGGGUAGAGAAACAGGCUCUGAUUGGUGAUCUCGGGGAGAGGCUCCGCCUACUCUGUGCGACAGCGAGCGGGGUCUUCCGGGGUCCUUCCGCCGGCCCAGGCCCCGUUCGAACCCGGUGGGGCGGAGGUGCCGGAUCCCGGCCGGGGUCAGUUCUGACCCUCACAAGGCCGCGUUCAGUCGCUGCCACUGCUCCAAGCCGCGUUUCUGGGAGGUUCCCGGGCUCGGCGGGGCUGGGGAGCAGCGAGACAGGAAAACACUUUGGCGGGGGAGGGACGAACUCCCGCCGUGGCACUUUGUCCUUCACAGUUCCUCUCAUCCUUACGGGAAUUCCGACACGAUUCACAAUCCCCGAGCCACAUAUCCCACCUCCAGGGCACCGCUUCCCGCAGGCUCCACGAAGGAGCUGCCGGAGCUGCAAUUCUCGAGGCUUUUUCACACCACGAGGGAGCUCUGGAAGCUCCCUCGCCUCGGCUCUGCCCUGCCCGCACUCAACACGGCGGCCUCGGUAACGCGGGCCCCGCCGGCCUCGUGCCCUUAUCAAAGGUGGCGGCUGCCACAGCCGCCCCUGCCCGGAACCCGCUGCCCUAAUCAAAGAUGGCGGCGCGCGGCUUCGCUGUCGGCGGCGCCUGCCCGGCUCCAAGAUGGCGCGCGGUCACGUGACGGGGGUGUGGGCCGCGUCCCGGCGGAAGCGUGAGGGACCGAGCAGAGACCAGCGGCUGGUGGCGGCGGGAGCGGGGCUGGCGCCGCAGGAGCAGACGUGCCGCAGGGCGGGGGACACGGCUGCCACCACGGAGUCUGCUAGCAGCAACACCGCGGCGGCCACCGCCGCUUCGCGGGCCGCGGGCGCCGGGGACCAGGCAACCUCGCUGCCCCCGCCCAGAAUGCAGCGCAGGAAGAGGAACGCGGGCAGCAGCUCGGAUGGAACGGAGGACUCGGAUUUCUCCACGGACCCCGAGCACACGGACAGCUCCGAGAGCGACGGCACCUCCCGGCGCUCGGCCCGCGUCACCCGCUCCUCGGCCCGCCUCAGCCAGAGCUCCCAGGACUCCAGCCCGGUGCGGAACCCGCCGCCCUUCGGGCCGGACGAGCCGGUGUACUCCACGCGGAGGGUGACGCGCAGCCAGCAGCAGCCAGCUCCUGUCACCCCCAAGAAGUACCCGCUGCGCCAGACCCGCUCCUCCGGCUCCGAGACCGAGCAGGCCGUGGACUUCUCCGACAGAGACACCAAAAACGCGGCCGACCACGACGAGUCCCCUCCCCGCACGCCCACGGGCAACGCGCCCUCCUCGGAGUCCGACAUCGACAUCUCCAGCCCCAACGUGUCCCACGACGAGAGCCUGGCCAAGGACAUGUCCAUGAAGGACUCGGGCAGCGACCUUCGAGGAGCCUUUGACAUCCCCUGA